Molecule: messenger RNA, 507 nt
Organism: Cokeromyces recurvatus
Lineage: Eukaryota; Fungi; Mucoromycota; Mucoromycetes; Mucorales; Mucoraceae
Product: NUDIX hydrolase domain-like protein
Exons: 4
Coding region: 1-507 (168 amino acids)
Molecular function (GO): coenzyme A diphosphatase activity
Source: RefSeq, a predicted model, not a curated record
AUGUCAUCCCACUCGUUUCCUCUUGUAUUUAAUGCUAAUACACUUGCUUUAUUUCGUAAACGAUUACUUAAUUGUCCUAAAUUUAAGUUGAAUUACAAACCAGAUGUUAAAGAUGCCGCUGUUCUUGUACCAUUAUGCAUUGUUCAAGAAAAACCAAGUAUAUUAUUUACUGUUAGAAAUUUAAAUAUGAGGACUCAUCGUGGAGAGAUAAGUUUUCCUGGUGGAAAAAAAGAUGAUAGCGAUAUAUCGAUAGAGUCCACGGCUUUAAGAGAAGCACAAGAAGAAAUUGGAUUAAAUCCUUCAUCUGUUGAUAUUUUGGGAUGUUUUUCACCUUUACCAAAUAAAACAGGAUCAUUAAAAGUGUAUCCGUAUGUGGGGUUUAUUAAGGAUCAAGUCGAUUUAAAGAAGUUUAAUCCUGAUGAAGUAUCUAGCGUAUUUACUUUACCGAUUGAUUAUUUAAUCGACCCAAGUGUAUUUCGUAAGAUUAUUCCAGAGUAUUAUUCUUGA